Bactrocera dorsalis (oriental fruit fly) is the source of this 6662-nucleotide messenger RNA. RefSeq lists its product as uncharacterized. The record is from RefSeq and is a predicted model, not a curated record. Bases 1520 to 3253 code for a protein of 577 amino acids. NCBI's taxonomy places the organism in Eukaryota, Metazoa, Arthropoda, Insecta, Diptera, Tephritidae. The transcript is spliced from 2 exons.
GUAUAAAAUAACAGUUAUAUGUAUUGUCGAAAUAUAAAAUAUUUUAUUUAAAGAAAGGCAAGUAAAGCAAAUCUUAUAUAGAUUGGGAUUCUGUUUUUUCGUUUGGUUCAAUUAGCACUUGUUCUAAGAAUCACUUUCGCCCGUCAAACUUUUUUUGGAAGAUGUGAACCUGAGGAAGACGACGAUGGGGGUUUCUGUCUCUUCGAAUAAACAGCUCAACUUUUCAUUGACUGAAAUCAGAGACUAGUGAAUGGUGGCCAAACCAACCUUCUUUUGAAAUUUUUUUUUAUCAUGAAACAAACACUCGAUAAGUGUUUGGUGGGAUUGAAAAGGAAUUAUCCACUAUGAUCUGCUCCAGCACUCUCCAAGCUGUACUACUUUCAAGUGAUCUUCCAAGCUGCAGGCUAUCGGUGUCAGCAUUUGCUUGGUGACGUUUUAGAGAUCUGAGAACAGGAAAUAGUCGCUGGGGACAAGAUCUGUAGAAUACGGUGAAUUCAAAGAGCAAUACGAAGCCCAAUUCAUGGAUUGCUGUCAUCGCUUUUAUUGACUUCUGACACGGUACAAUAUUUUGAUGAAACGACGCUUUCUUUUUCUUUAAAUGCGCCGCUUUUGGACAAUUCCGUGAUGGUCCAGCAAUGCUAUAUAAAAGCCGCUGUUGAUGAUACUUUUUUUUUCAAGGAAGUUGGUUAAAUUUUUGUCCAUGCGCAUUCCAAAAUACAGACGCCAUAACCUUGCUAGACGACUGUUUCGUGUUUCCAUGCUUUGGAACGGGUUGAUCGUAUGCAGUCCACUCGAAUGACUGCCGAAAGAACUUCGGAGUGAAAUGAUGGAGCCACGGUUCAUCUAUUCUUACAUAUCGAUGUAAAAACUCGGUUUUAUUAUUGUUCCACGUCUAAACUUAGCAUACCAAUACUUAAUGAUUGAUUUUUAUGUGGCAGUGUUCUGAAACUCGUUGUCAAGCCAAGUUUUUGGCAUCAACUGAAUCUUUUGCCAUCAAAAAGCAUUCUCUUCAACAAUUCGAAAUUAUUUUUUAUAAAUUUUUCACAAAGAACAAAAGUUACUUCAUUCAAAAUGAUAUGUAUUAUUCAAAAACUAAUGAUCCGACAUCUGUUAGGGCUAACAUAAAAAUCAUAUGGAUAUAUUCCAGUAGCGCCAUCUAUGUGUCACGCCGGGGACUUUUCAAUUGACCUACUAAUGUGAUUGUAAAGUGUUCAUUAUAUUCCGAAUAUAAUUUAUUAUUUAAAGUGGCAAUUAUUAUUUUAAUUAAAAUAACUGACAAUACUUAAGCUCAUGUAGGACACGUUUAGUGUGAAAGUUAAUUCAUAGGCAAUUCCUCAGGGUAUAAUAAACUUAUAAUUACUAGCGAUUAUCUAUCAAUUAAUGAGUUUGCUUAACGCGAGGGAGUGGCAAAUUAAAAUCCUCAGGCGCAAAAUAUAAAAGCAACGCUUGGCCUCCAACCAUUUAGUUCUCAUUCAGCGCUUUGCGGUCUCACAUAUCCUCAAAAACAAAACAAAAAGAAAUGUUUCGAUUGUUUUUCUACAACGCCUUACUAAUUCUACACUGUCAUGCCAAGGACGCUGACAUUGUGGAUUUAGUGAAUGAUUUGAGUCAGGGUUUGGCCGCCACAACGAACGUUGUCUACGACUUCAACGCAGCAACGCAUUUUGCUGCCAUUAUGAAGAGUUUGACUUCCCCGAAGCUCAUCAUUACCAGAAAUAUAACUUACGAAAUAAGACACACUUUCGAUAAAGAAAUAUUGUGUGUAAUUUUCUUGGCGGACACCCCCACGUUGGAUCAAAACUGGCACAGUGUAGUAUUCGGCACUCUUAAGCGUUUGCACCACACCGAUGUGCUCUUCCACUGGCCGCGAGAAUUCACUUCUGUGACAGGUAUUUGGUUGAAACUCUUCACACUUUUUUGGCAGCAUGGUUUCCACAAUUUACUGGUGGUAGAUAUGCGUGCUCAACUACUAACUCUGGAGCCAUUUCCAGAACUGCGUGUGAUUAACACUACUUUGGAGACAUAUCUGAGUCAACGCCACAAUACUUGGCGUGAUUUGAAAGGUCACCGUUUACGCAUCUCUUACGCGCACGAUCCACCACGUACGCUCGUCUAUCGACAGUCGGAAACAGCAGCGUGGCAGUUCGAUGGUGCUGCGCCACAUAUAUUUGCGGCGUUCGCGCAACGUUACAAUGCUACGAUUGUGCCUUGGAUAGCACCAAACUCUGGCGAUUUUAAUGUAGAUCACGUUUGCAGUGAACGUUUGCGCAAACGCCUCGUGGAUGCUUGCAGCGAUUGGGCGGUUUACAGCCCAGAGGUGAUUGUGAGCCCGCCACUACAAUUAUAUAACUGUCAUUUGGUGGUCCGUUACGCGCCACCACUCUCUAAGCUGUACUACUUUCAAGUGCCCUUCCAAGCGGCUGUCUGGCAGGCAAUCGGUGCCAGUAUCUGUUUGGCGACUUUUGCCACCGCACUCUUGACGCGACUGCAAUGCGGCGAAUGGCACUUCGGUAGGUUGGGCUUGGAUGUGUGGGCUAGCUUUCUAUAUUUAGGAUUUAGUAUGCGUCCAAUGCAGAGGCACCUACGACCGCUUGUAUUUUUAACACUCUUCAUUAGCGGUUUCAUGCUCAGCAAUUUGUAUUUAGGCUACCUAUCGAGCAUACUCGGCAAGAGUGUUUAUGAGCCGCAAAUCAGGACGCUGGAGGACUUUCGGCGCAGCAACAUAACCGUAAUGGCGCAUGAGUAUCAGGAUUUUGUAUUUAAAAAAUAUGGCGCACCAGCGAUUGUGGCCGAUCGCUUGCAUAUUGUCAGCUAUGAGGAGUUUCUAACUCAUCGCAAUAAUUUCGAUACACGCUACGCUUAUAUGAAUCCAGAGAUAACACAGGAACUAUUUGCCUACCAGCAGAAAUUCUUGCGACGUCCAAUCAUGCAAAUAUUGGAGAAACCGAUACUUGUCGCACUGGCAGGACAUGCGCUCAAAGAGGGUUGGCCACUAGAGGAGCUUUUCAACAAACACUCUCUCGAAAUGUUCGCCGUUGGGCUGUAUAAACGGCUCAAGGAAGAAGCGAAUCAGAAAACCAUAAGUUUGGGUUAUGUUGAUUAUGCGCGAAAGGAAAAUGCAGGUGUCAGACCGUUAGGUCUAGAAUAUAUUGCUAUGCCAGCGCUACUGUUGGGCUGUGGCUUUGGUUUGGGUUUUGUGGCGCUCCUGCUGGAGUCACUGUUUUAUAAAAUCAAAAAAUGUCGGAAAGUAUGAAAGCACAAGUGUACAAGUACGUAAAUUUCUAAGAAAUAAGUAAUAUUAUCAAAAUAUUCGUAUAUUAUAUCUGAAGUAAGCCUAUCAAGUCAUUGAACUGCCUUAGUGGCCAUGGAAAAUUACGCACUCUGCGCAAAUAAAUGCAAACACCCGCACAAACCAGUUCGUUUUUUAUUAUUCGACUUCCGAUAAUUAGUCAAUGUCUUUGGCACAAAUAUUUAAUAAAAACAAAAACAAAUAUUAUUGGCAUUUCUAAAUUGCCACACAAAAAGCCUUCCGUUUAUGUGUCAGAGGUUUUGACAGCUCAAGUGGGCAGCGGACUUCUUGGUUUUCAGAUACAAGUGAAAUACCGAUAAGUUAGCGAUUAUCAGCGAUAAUGCAUUCUUGCUAUCAAAAUUGUUUCGCUUUCUUGGAGUUGGAAAUGACUGGCGCCUGCGCCUUUUUGAGAAAUCAGUAUGUGCUCCAAAAUUGUUUAAUAUUGUGUCACGAAAAAGAGUCGGAAUGUGGUUGCUCGUUCUACGUCACUGGUGAAGUGCUGAUAUUCGCUUAAAAAAUGCUCUGAAUCGUCAGGGUAUAAGGCAUUUCGUAAACCGUUUCAAUCUACAGAGCCUUGAUAGUGGCAUAGGUUACUUAUAUGGUUACUCUACUUAGUACGUAGUAUAAUGAUUCUGAAAUCGGCUAAGCGGUGUGGAACUUAACUAAAAAGUAGUCUUGUGAUUAAAGAUAAGUAUAUUGCAAAAUGAUUUAUCUCCAAAAUCUGCGCAAUUUUCGAAUAUUUUUUUUAAAUCCAUAAAACUUCUAAUACCGCUGUAAUUUCAAAGGGAUAUUUACACAACGUAUUAAAUGUGGCUACCAACAUGUUGUUAAGCUAUUUUUAGCGCCACUAAAUCAGCGCUUAUACGAGUAUUAGGCAAAUUGUUAUUUCCGUUGAAAAAAGUUAAGGAAUUUUGAAAAUAAAUAACAGAUAAUAUAAAUUUAGCAGCCUUGAGAAUGUAAACAAAGGAAACCUCAUAAAAAUUUGCUAAAUCAUUUGUAAAUCCAUUUCAAGCAACACUCCUACUGAGUUAAGCCAUACUCAGCGCGGCACUAAGGCAUUUACUUACUAAAAAUAUUUAGUAAACAAUAAUCGGCUGCACUUUGCUAAUUAUAUGCGACGUGAUAAUAUGGAUAGAACUAAAAUAGAUAAUAUUAAAUUAAAUCAGAUAACGGCAAAUCCAAAACAAAGCAAUUGUGGAAAUUCUCGGAAAACACUUCAAUUUUAAACCGGUAUAAAUUGGUAUAAAGUAGUUGUACUUCUGUGUUUACAAAGAAAGCUGAGGAAUGCUUAAAAUAUUUCUAAUUAUUGUGAAAUUGUUACUAAAUCAUUAUCUACAAGGCGUUAUUCUUCUGUGUUAUCUCUGUAAGGGUGUUUACCUGUAUUCAUAAUCAAAUAAAGCCGCAUAUGUAACUGACCUUUGCGGUAUUAAACGGUUUUCCAUUGACAUUGGCAGGCAAACGAAGCGGUUAAAGUUGGUUGAUUGUAUGCUGCUUGAAAAGCAAGCCCAAAGCUCUGGUAUUUGUGCAGCUCUACAGCUUUGGCGAAACUUUAGCUCUUCAAUGUCACAAUUAUUUAUUACAAAAAUAUAAGCAACUAUGUCUCUAACUAAUUUGGGUGCCUAUCCGGCUCUGCCUACAUGUAAGGCGUUGAUAGCAUAAGCGCUAAAAAGCUUUAAGGUCAUACGAUUCACGCUUAAUGUCUUCAUUGCUGCCAUUGCUAAAAGCUAACUGCCAAUGAACCCCCAAGUAACGCAAUUGUAAGGACCGUGUGUGAGUGUCAUCUAGCCUAACCUCGAAUACACUAAUUAACUAAGCAUGUUGGUAUUUUAUCAAUUUUCGACAUUUUUGUUAAGGUCGUUCAUUUUGGCGAAAUGAAAUUAGGAACGCACAACAGUAACAGUAAAUAUGUGCAAUUUAUGAAAGUGCGAGUAAUUGAGCAAUAACGGAAGAACGUUGAGGAAAAUGUGCUUGCGACACAAGUAUCUUUUUAAUCAUAACUGUCUGGUGGCUAUCUAUGCCAAACGAUUGGGCAGGUCGGUGCGGGUGAGGCGAGGCUAGCACUUGGAAUGUGGGUACUUCACCACACUUUCGACACGUUCCACAUGUUAUUGUGCUCGUAAAACAAAUUAAACAGAAAUUGUUGUAAAUUAAUAAAAUAUGUAGCAAAUAUAGGGGGUUCCUACAUAACCCAACGUGUGUUUUGAGACUAUCAAAAUUAUGAAGUUAGACGAAGACUUUCCGAAAACGCUUUAUUGUGCCUAUCGUUAGCAAAACGCUAUUUGGAGAGUUUGCCUUGAAAACAGCAAUGUUGUAGCUUUAAACCCACGAAGGCACUAUUUAGUUUCACUAAAAUAUUUGAUACACUCACAGAGUAUACAUUGGAGAGUUUAUUUUCGGUUUUUGGUAUGAUGUAAUUGAAAGGUGGAGAAUUUUUCACUUAUAAAAAGAAAUGUAGCAGCAACAAAAAUACGUAGGAGCUAUAGCGAUUAAAAAUUUUUCCAGGUUUGACGUUAGAGACUUGCAUUGCUUGAGCAAAGUUCGUAAAAGCGUUGAUUAUAUGCUUGAUAAUUUUGCUAUGUAGACUUUGUAGAGUUUAUAUAGAAUGCCAUGCAAUCAUAUAAAGUAGUAUAUGUCGGUAAGAACGCAGGUAGCGUUGAUGUCUGACAACGCAAUCCGUCCUUUAGGAGGCUUAUUGUGAAACCACAAGAACUAAAACCUCCUCAAUACCUUAUAUCCUCGCUGAACCCCCACUGAAGUAGCAAAUGUAAACGCUGCUUGUUUUUCAAGAGCGAUAUUAUUUAUAUCAAAUAUUUUAGCUUAAUAAUAAUCGUAUAAUAUAACAUUUUUUACACGUUCUGAAGAAUGUAAGAAAAAAGUCGAACGCAACCGAAACUGCACUGGGUAUGCAAAAUUGCAUAGUGGAAAAUUACACUUGAAACAUUUGCGCACCUGAAAUCUGGUCUCCUUGUGCAUUUCUUUGUUGUACGAGUAUGUAUUUGUAAGUUAUAUUUUUCUUUUCUCUUUUGUACACUCUCCAUUUGUCUGCGCCCAAUCACUGAUUCCCCAGAUAACAUUGGAAUUUAUAAUUUCGACGCAAUAGGCUCGGCCAUGCCUGGUAUUAAAUUGUACGUUCGGGAAUGGAAAUAUUUAAGCGCCUGCGAUUGCACCUAUAAUUAUUUGGCAUGUGUCAUUGUUGUGAACUGCGAGCACUUCAGUAAAUAAACACGUGUAACAUGUAAUUGAGUGAUGAUAAAAUUUGUAUAAAAUGUAUAAAUUCCAGAGGAAUUUGCAAAGUGACUGAUAAGAGGUAGCAACGCGUAGAUAUGCAGUGAUAUAUUUACAUAGAUAUAACUACGUUAUAGGUUAUGUUGUG